Melampsora larici-populina 98AG31 is the source of this 528-nucleotide messenger RNA. RefSeq lists its product as uncharacterized. The annotation marks the transcript as partial. Lineage: Eukaryota; Fungi; Basidiomycota; Pucciniomycetes; Pucciniales; Melampsoraceae. The record is from RefSeq and is a predicted model, not a curated record. The transcript is spliced from 4 exons.
AUCGAAGCGUCCCUUCUUGAAUUACCGGAAGUUCGUGAGCUUACCGCCGAUACUGGCUGGCGAGCAAGCAGGCCUCACCGCAACUUCCCCCCCGACAAGGCGAUUCACAGUCUUACAGCUGGUGCUUUACGUGGGCCGGGAAAAUUCGCUGUCCACCCACUUGUCUUUGUCAAACACGAUGACUCUGAAGCAGUCAUUUUUGUUCACCUUGGUCGCUCUUUAUGUGGACACGAUGGUAUCAUCCACGGAGGGCUUUGUGCCACAAUCCUCGAUGAAGCCUUGGGUAGAAUCGCACUGCAAAACCUACCUUCCAAAUUAGGUGUGACAGCCUCACUAUCACUCAGUUACAGGUCUCCAACCUUUGCCGACCAGUUCGUGGUCAUACGGACUCGUCUCAGUCGCGAUCCUGCGAAACGCCCAGCUGGUAGAAAGGUCUGGGUGGAGGGUAGACUUGAAACCCUGAAAGGGCACGUUCUGGUUGAAGCUGAAGCGCUGUUUGUUGAACCCCGAGCCGCUGCUUUACUAAAG